Messenger RNA from Oppiella nova, 429 nucleotides. Lineage: Eukaryota; Metazoa; Arthropoda; Arachnida; Sarcoptiformes; Oppiidae. The record is from the annotation of a GenBank genome assembly.
AUGGCAACUCCAAACCAAGUGAUUGAAUAUCCGGUUCAGACAAAUGUGGAUGGUUUGCAGAGCAGUAAGCAGGGUCUCCUACUGUACGCCACACCUAAUUACUUCAGAAGGGGUUUAUUGAAUCUGAAGUGUACGGCAAUCCUAACACUGGUCUACGAGUUUGAAGCCGUCGAGUAUGUGAUCGCCGGAUCUCAACGAAAUAAAUCCCAUCGAAGUUCGUACUCCUGGAGGAAAGACUGGUCUCUGCAGCCAAACAGAGAGACUCCUAUAAUAUCAGGUGUGAAACAGGUGUAUGACGUGAACGAAGUGCUCAACGUCAACUGCACUACUAAUGCACACGAGGCUCAACUCAAAUGGUAUGUCAUGAAUGUCGAGGUAAGCAUUCAGACAUCAAUUGACAUCUUCUUGACUUUCAUAAGACAUACAUAA